Messenger RNA from Trichophyton rubrum CBS 118892, 1149 nucleotides. RefSeq names its product 4-hydroxybenzoate polyprenyl transferase. Gene Ontology annotation, molecular function: 4-hydroxybenzoate polyprenyltransferase activity. The record is from RefSeq and is a predicted model, not a curated record. The coding region runs from base 1 to 1149 and encodes 382 amino acids. The transcript has a single exon. Gene Ontology annotation, cellular component: mitochondrial inner membrane. Lineage: Eukaryota; Fungi; Ascomycota; Eurotiomycetes; Onygenales; Arthrodermataceae. Gene Ontology annotation, biological process: ubiquinone biosynthetic process.
AUGUUAUCUAAUUACUGCGGCUAUCUUAGAGCCGGGCUGACCGUCUCCAGCCAUAUCCUUACCAGCUGCCGGACGCCGCACAAUAGGAGAAUACCGAGCAUAUUGAAGUUUCGACGUUUAAGCCGGAUACCGCAGAUUCACGAACUCUUUUUGCGAUAUAAUUCCUCUGCACCCAGUAUAGCUACCAGUCAAAAGCCAGAGCAAUAUUCACAACCGACAACGGGAAUUCUCGCUGCUCUUCCAAAGAAAUGGGUACCAUAUGCGGAAUUGAUACGACUAGACAAACCCACGGGCACCUACUAUCUAUACUUUCCUUGCCUCUUUUCGACCCUCCUUGCAGCGCCUUUGGCCAUGCCAACGGCUACUCCUCUCGAAGUUGCUUGGUUUUCUGGUCUAUUCUUCGCCGGAUCACUGGUCAUGCGAGGCGCAGGGUGUACAAUAAAUGACUUGUGGGAUCGGAACCUGGAUCCUCAUGUAGAACGGACAAAGUUUCGGCCAAUUGCGCGGAGAGCAAUUACUCCAAAACAUGCAAUCAUAUUUACUGGCGCUCAGCUCCUUUCCGGACUUGCGAUUCUCCUUCAAUUCCCUUUUGAAUGCUUCUGGUAUGCAACUCCAAGCCUUCUGUUCGUUGCAGCAUAUCCACUAGCAAAGCGGGUUACAAAUUACCCUCAAGCAAUGUUAGGGUUAACCUUUUCUUGGGGCGCGGUAAUGGGAUUCCCCGCGCUGGGGGUUGAAGUUUUGAGCGAUCCUAGCAUCCUCGCUGCAUGUGCCUCUCUAUAUGCGAGCAAUGUGGCCUGGACUAUACUUUAUGAUACUAUAUAUGCUCAUAUGGAUGUCAAGGACGAUGCUAAAGCAGGGAUAAAAUCAAUUGCUUUGGCUCAUAUUGAUAACAGCAAAUAUGUGAUGUCGGGGCUUGCAGCAGUUCAGGUCGGCCUGCUUGCUGCAGCUGGUGUAGCGGCCGGUGCUGGACCUGCCUUCUUUGUGGGUAGCUGUGGUGGUGCCAUGUUAUCAUUGGGAACUAUGAUCUGGCGAGUGAAGCUUACUGAUCCUAAAGACUGUUGGUGGUGGUUUAAAUACGGCUGCUGGUUUACGGGAAGCACUAUAUCCCUCGGUCUUCUUGGGGAUUAUGCCAUAAGAAGAUCUAAUUGA